AUGAACGUCGCUGUAGUCAUCGGGGCUGCCAGCAACCUAGGAUAUCACGUAUUGAAGAAACUCACAACAAUCUACGAUGGGAAAAUCUACUUCACAACAGAAGAUGAAACUAUCGGCUACCACGUUUACGAAUCCCUCAACAAAAACCCUAAUCUCGAAUACUUUAGAAUGGACAUAACAUAUACAAAGAGUAUCAUCAACCUACGGCAUCUCAUUCAAGACCGAGACGAGAGGAUAGAGCUCCUGAUAAAUAAUACGGAUUAUGUAUCAGAGAAGAACUUGGCACGGGCCGAAAAAGUACGCCGGACGCUUAGUGUAAAUUUCUACGGUUACAUAAAUUUUGGUAAACUUGUUUAUCCUCUGUUGACUGAAAACGCCAGAGUUAUUAAUGUGUCAGGCCCCGCGGGACUCUUGGCUACGAUCAAGAAUGAAGAGAUCAGAGCGAGAAUUAGUAAUCCAAAUAUUACAGAAGAUGAACUGGUUGCUUUGAUGCAGGAGUACGAAGAAGCCGUCAGAAGGGGAAUUGAGAAAACUGAAGGAUGGGGUAUGAGUAUGCAUUCUGUUAGUAAGGUGGCCCUCAACGCUGUAACGUUUCUCCAACAUAGAGAAUGGUCUGAACAAGGCGUAAUGAUAAACUGCGUGAAUCCCGGAAGCUUAUCUAGUAAAGAAGACAGAAAAUCAACAAAGGUGUACGAGGAAGGCGCUAAGGCUGUUUUGUUUCUAGCAACAGAGGCACCGUUGAGUUUAAAAGGCAAUUUCGUAUGGAGCAAUUACAAUGUGAUUCCUUGGAACACAGAUCCAUUCGUCGAAGUGACCACUGUGUGA
This is a messenger RNA of Pieris macdunnoughi, 825 nucleotides long. Lineage: Eukaryota; Metazoa; Arthropoda; Insecta; Lepidoptera; Pieridae. The record is from the annotation of a GenBank genome assembly.